Messenger RNA from Pocillopora damicornis (cauliflower coral), 1044 nucleotides. Its product is annotated as counting factor 60. NCBI's taxonomy places the organism in Eukaryota, Metazoa, Cnidaria, Anthozoa, Scleractinia, Pocilloporidae. The record is from RefSeq and is a predicted model, not a curated record. Gene Ontology annotation, molecular function: phosphatase activity. Gene Ontology annotation, biological process: dephosphorylation.
AGCAGGCGGGCGUGAAAAAGAACAUGGCUGCGAGAAAUUUCUUGAUACUUUUCUGUUUCUUCAGCCAUAGUGCUCUAACUUGGGCAACUCUACCAUAUUGUGGAAGUGAUUCUUAUAAAUACACCCCAUUGCAAAGGGGAGACAAUGGAAAAGAAUAUACCCUCAAACAAGUACAUGUGAUAAUCAGACACGGUGACAGAACAAGAGCAGAAGCUGCUCCCUGUUGGGCUAAUGACACGGCUGUGUGGGACUGCCUAUUGACGUCUGCUUCUCUGCCUGUCAUCAAACAUGACAUCCAUGAUAUAACAGUGGACAGGAUCUACAGAGAUGUUUACAUACCUGGUCGUAAUGACAUGAAAGGUGAUUGUGGUUUGGGUCAUCUGACUUCUAAGGGAUACAAACAGGAGGAGGAUAAUGGAAAGAAUCUGCGCAAAGCAUAUGUUGAUACUGGGUUCCUUUCCCCCAACUACUCCAAUCGUGAAGUGUUUUUUCGAACAGAUGAUAUGUCAAGAACAAGACAGUCUGCUCAAGCUCUGGCUAUAGGUAUGUUUCCACCCUCAACUCCAUUGUCAGGCAAAUCUCAAGUUGUCGACAUUAAUGUGAUGGACAAAGAAUUUGAUGACAUAGAACCAAAUCCCAAUCUUUGCCCUAAGUUAAAUCAAUAUCGGAAAGAGUUCUUUGCAUCUGAGUCUUGGAAACAGCAUUACAAUGAAAUAACUGAACCACUAAUGGCCGAAGUUGAAAAAGCACUUGGUCUCACAUACAAACUGACACCCGUGGGUUUGUUCCACAUAUCAGACUGCCUUUUUGUCCACAUUUGUCAUGGGUUCCCCAUCCCACCCAGUGUAUCUUCAGAGCUUGUGGAGCGCGUUACCAGCGAAGUAGAGUACAUGUGGUAUGCCACCUUUGAAUACCCUACCAUACAGGAUCACGCCAAAGUGGGCAUUGGAUUUCUGAUCAGCGAGAUAUGGAUGGCGAUGCAAGAAGCUAUGGAAGAAAGUAAAGCAAGAAAGUUUUAUCUGUAUUCUGGCCACGACUCCACAG